This is a messenger RNA of Cynara cardunculus var. scolymus (artichoke), 3123 nucleotides long. Its product is annotated as DNA topoisomerase 2-binding protein 1. Lineage: Eukaryota; Viridiplantae; Streptophyta; Magnoliopsida; Asterales; Asteraceae. Bases 99 to 2894 code for a protein of 931 amino acids. The record is from RefSeq and is a predicted model, not a curated record. Gene Ontology annotation, biological process: mitotic DNA replication checkpoint signaling; mitotic G2 DNA damage checkpoint signaling; DNA replication initiation. The transcript is spliced from 19 exons.
GGCUCAAAACAUCGAUUGCCGAAACGCCAUUUUCAUCAUCUUCAACCGAUUUCUUCACUGGAUUGGAUCCAAGAGCAGGAGGAGAAAAGAUUGAGGAUAUGAUGAGGAAGACGACGUUCAAGGGAGCGAAUGUGUUCAUGUCUAGGAAUCUAGUGCCGCCUGAGAUAUUUGAUUCACUUCACGACGCUCUCAAGGAUAACGGAGCUGAUAUCUUUCUCUGUUGUGAUCCUUCUAGGAAUGGACCUAAUGAUUACCACAUUAUCUCCUCUCGAGAUCAUGAGAGGUUUGAGGAUCUGCGGGAGAAAGGUUGUAAUUUGCUUGGUCCUCAAUGUGUGUUAUCUUGUGCAAAAGAGCACAGAGUACUGCCCAAACAAGGAUUCACUUGUUGUCUUGCGAUGGAUGGAGUCAAAGUAUUGGCAUCAGGCUUUGAAAUGGAGGGAAAGGUUGAGAUUGGCAAGUUAGUGACUGCUAUGGGAGGUGUGUUGCAAACUAAAGCAUCUUCAGAUGUUAGCUUUGUGAUUGUGAAGAAUGUACUGGCUGCAAAAUAUAAGUGGGCUUUGAACACUUUGAAGAAACCAAUUGUAUCCGAGAGUUGGCUGCACCAGUGCUGGAAAGAGCAUCGUGUUGUUCCUCAUGAAUCAUACAGAGUUCUUCCAUUUUUUGGGUUGACAAUUAGCGUCACCCAAGUUCCCUUAGAUGCGCGGAAGGAGAUAGAAAAGCUUGUCCUACAGAAUGGAGGGAAAUAUUCUGCUGAGCUAACGAGAAAGAGUACUCAUUUAGUGUGUGAUGCUCCUGAAGGUGACAAAUACAAGGUUGCCAAAAGAUGGGGUCAUAUUCAUAUUGUUACUAGGGCAUGGUUCGACCAGUCUGUUGCUAGAAGAGCAUGUCUGAGUGAGGAGUCAUAUCCUGUCCAGAGAAGCCCUGUCACAUCUAUGAAUAGUCAAAGGACUUCUUUAACGGUGCAGCGCAGUCAGGACAAGGUUACCAGAAACUCACAGUGUGGUCCUCAUUCUAUGACCCAUCAAGAGAUUUCAUGUGACGGGAUGGCCGAUGCAGACCUGGAAGCAACUCUCUCGCAGAAUAUGGCUUCUACUUUCUCAGAUAUUCCCAUCUUUAUUAACGAGGACAAUAGAGUACCUAGCAUACAGCCUAAAAGUUCUGUGAACAUUGAUGGUUGUGUUGCCAAAGACUCUCAAUCUGAAGACAAUGAUUUGUACUUGUUGAAUUGCAAAAUUCAUCUUGUUGGUUUUGAUGCUUCUGAAAUGCGUAGAUUGGUCAACAUGGUUCGAAGAGGAGCUGGUUCCCGUUACAUGUCUCUCAAUGAACAAUUAACACACAUUGUUGUUGGAACUCCCUCAGAAACUGAGAAGAAAGAAGUAAGGAGCCUAUCUGCUAUGGGUGUCAUCAAUGUGGUAAGAACAGUAUGGCUUGAGGAUUGUGAACGUGAAAAGAAAGAAAUUCCUGUACUCCGGAGACAUGUUGCUUAUGAUUUGCUCCUCCCAAAAGAUUCCACAUCUUUUAGUAAAGGAUCUGUAAGUGCCAUACCUGGUCCGAAACAAGGGAACCUCUCAACCUUGCAACCAAUUUUGCCCAGUGAUCAAUCCCAAAGUUUUAAUAAGGGUCAACAGACAGUUCAGCAUGGUAUCAGGAAUGAAAGCCAGGACAAUGUAUCUAGUGUAUUUAGAGGCCGAUCAUUUCGCUUUUCCAGUUCCUUUCCUGAUGUUCAAAGAGCUGAAAUUGUCGAUUGGAUUCAUGAAGGAGGCGGCGAAGUGGUGGACACUAGGGCUGAAAAAACUGUUAAUUACACUGUUGAAACCCAUGGUGUUCUAUGCAGUCCAUCCCAAUUUAGUGGUGUUACUAAUGUAUCCUCUCACUGGAUUCGCUCAUGUCUACAGGAUGGCUACUUGCUUGACGUUAGCAGUCACAUUCUCUUUUCUCCACUUCAAUGCAAAGUUCCAUUACCUGGAUUUAUAGGGCUUCACUUUUGCGUAUCCCAGUAUGAGGAAAAGGACAGAGAGCUACUGAGAAACUUAUGCCAUAUUCUUGGAGGAAGAUUGGUUAACAGGUUGACUAAAAAGGUAAACUAUUUAAUAUGCAAAUUCACCGAAGGUCCAAAAUACGUGGCUGCUUGUGAAUGGGGGAUACAAACAGUGACAAUCAAGUGGAUUUGGGAGUGUGUUAAGCAGAACAAGAUAGUUGCAUCCGGCCAAUUUUUGCCGAAAGAAGCCACCAUCAGUGAUCGAGAGGCAGGAAUGUGCACUACCAGCCAGUAUCCAACUCAGGCUGUUGGAAUGGUUUCUGCAGCUCGUUCAUCUGAACUAGCAAGUCAAUCCCAGGACCCCAAAACCGUUGACGGCCAAGUUGAUACCAGAGCUUUCAUUGCAAGGAAGGAGGUGAAGUAUUCAGUUAUGUGCGGUAAAAGAUCAAGGCUCUCUGAAGAUAGAUCAAGUCAUGAAGAUCCUGUUAUCCCUACUGAAACGAAUAUUACUGGAAAUGGUGGGGAUGUUUCCAAGUCAGUCCCUGAUGUCGCUGCUGCUAUCGAAGAUUUGCUGGAGCAGACAAGCAAGAUUCAUGAUCAGAAGUCACCGGAGAGAAGAACAGCUGAAAAAAAUGUAUCCGAGGUGUUUACAUCUGAUUGUUCGAGGCUUGGCCAUGAUCAGAAUCCUCAUUCUGCGUUUGGGUUGUCUAAGCACUGGACAAGGAGGUCUAAUGAAAAGGACGACAUUACCAACCCCGGUGGAGAAGAAAAUACCGGCAUUUAUGGAGGUUUCAGUGAAACACAAACAGAAUCUCAGGUUGUGAGCUAUGAAGAAGAUUUAUCAGGGAGGCAGAUGAUCAUAGACAGAGUUCGGACACGAAGUGGCCUCACACCCAACCCAUCAUCAUUAACAUGACGUGGACCGAUAACAUGGAAAAAUGGCACUCAACUAACCUUUCGGUCUAGUCUCGUCUGGUGUUGCGGGUUUAGUUAGCGCGGGUGACGAUAAAAUGAAAAAAAAAACACAACCAAAUAUGUAAAACUGGUAAGAGUAGACUGCAUCAACAUAUAUUUUCAUCUGGUACUUGUAUAAGGGAUGUAUAUCUUGAUAGUUAGAAAAAGAAUACAUCAUAUUAGUAAAUGUA